Pseudophryne corroboree (corroboree frog) is the source of this 2084-nucleotide messenger RNA. RefSeq names its product vasoactive intestinal peptide receptor 2 (gene VIPR2). Gene Ontology annotation, biological process: adenylate cyclase-modulating G protein-coupled receptor signaling pathway; cell surface receptor signaling pathway. Bases 369 to 1676 code for a protein of 435 amino acids. The transcript has 13 exons. Gene Ontology annotation, molecular function: G protein-coupled peptide receptor activity; vasoactive intestinal polypeptide receptor activity; peptide hormone binding. NCBI's taxonomy places the organism in Eukaryota, Metazoa, Chordata, Amphibia, Anura, Myobatrachidae. The record is from RefSeq and is a predicted model, not a curated record. Gene Ontology annotation, cellular component: plasma membrane.
AUGUUGAGUCACUAAGUGAAACGAGUGCACUGAAUCAACAUCUCUGGAGUAUAGCGAGGGGAGUUGGUUUCUACAUGUGCUGCCUCUGUUCAGCAGGUCAUUAGUUGGAUCUCUGAAGGUGCUGUUAUAGCUAAACUCAAGCACACAGGAUCUGAAACCCUCCUGGUCUAAGAAGACUAUUUUAUCAUUAUUAUUUAACAUUUUAACCCUUUUCAACUUGCUGAUAAAAAAAGGUUUACUUUGCUCCAGGACAUAAUACAUCAAUAUAUUGAAGUACUUAUUGAAAUCAAGAUUCGUCCAUAUGCUUUUGGAUCUAAUGUAUUGGAAUGACCACCCAGGAAUCUUCGUAACCUGAAUUAAUCAGUACGAUGAAGACUGUAUCUUCAGUGCUCAUUUUAAGUUUUCCUCUUCUCCUUUUGGUAAAUGGCUUUGAUCCAGAUUGCAUAUUGCAACUUGAAAUCAAAGAUGAGGAGAGAAAAUGCAUGGCCAAGUUGAACCGGCAGUCAGCUGCUGUAUUUAGAGGAUGUUUGGGAGAUUGGGAUAAUAUAACAUGCUGGGACCAAGCUAAUUAUGGAGAAACGGUCACUCAAACAUGCCCCUUAGUGCUGAGACAUUUCUUCAACAAGAAUGGAAAUGUUAGCAGGACCUGCACAAUAAAUGGAUGGACAGAUCCAUAUCCACAUUAUGUCAAUGCUUGUGGGCACAAUGAAAAUGUAACAGAAGUUCAUAAGAUUUACUUCUACGUCAUAGUCAAGGCAAUCUACACAUUUGGUCACAGCGCCUCACUUAUAGCUCUCACAAUUGGAAGCGCAAUUCUUUGUUUAUUUAGAAAGCUUCAUUGUACAAGGAAUUACAUCCAUCUGAAUUUGUUCCUCUCUUUCAUUUUGAAAGCAAUCUCAGUAUUAGUGAAGGAUGAUUUUCUCUACUCAAGUACUUACCCCUGUCCAGACUCUCUGGUAGGGUGUAAGAUUAUUUUAGUAUUUUUUCAUUACUGUGUAACAGCAAAUUUCUACUGGUUAUUGGUUGAAGGACUUUACCUGCACACGCUUCUUGUAGUCAUAUUUUCUCCGAACAGACAUUUUACAAUAUAUCUGCUGAUUGGAUGGGGUAUUCCUACUAUAUGCAUUGUUGUAUGGCUAGUGACAAGAACUUAUUUAGAGGAUACUGGAUGCUGGGAUACAAAUGAACACAGGGUUCCUUGGUGGAUUAUAAGAAUACCGAUUAUUAUUUCCAUUAUUGUAAACUUCUGCCUAUUUAUCAAUAUCAUUCGGAUCCUGAUUCAAAAGUUAAGAUCUCCUGACGUAGGGGGCAAUGACCAAUCACAGUGCAUGAGGCUCACAAAAUCUACUCUGUUGCUUAUACCGCUGUUUGGCGUUCACUACAUGGUGUUCGCCGUAUUCCAGAUGCCCAGUUUUAGUGAAUGUCAGAUAUGGUUUGAACUUUGUGUUGGAUCAUUUCAGGGACUGGUGGUUGUGAUUCUGUACUGCUUUUUAAAUACAGAAGUCCAGGGAGAGUUAAAAAGAAAAUGGGGGAGCCUGUAUCUGAACCGAUACCUGAGCCACGACUACCGACUCCACAGUCUAUCUAUUUCACGGAACGGAUCAGAGAGUGCACCUCAGUUUCACCGAAACUCAAGGGCACCGUCUAUUAUGCAAACUGAAACUUCCAUCAUUUAACUCUUGCAUGCAUAAACAGGAAGAUCAAAAUGGCAUCCUUAAGGACUAUUAAAAAAUUGUGCGCAGCUAAAAAUGACAUCCAAUAACUCAGUACAGUGACUGGUUUAUUGCAGCUCUGAUGACCAAUGGACUUUUUUUUAUGAACUUUUUGACUUCAUGUUUGCACUUACUGCUCUAUAGGCUUUUUCUACCGUCCAUUUCUUUUCAUCUAAUUUAUUAUAAUAGUGUGUCUUCUUUAUGUUUUGUGGAACAUAUUCGGUUAUUUGAGUAUUAUAGUAUGUUUGUUUGUAUUGAAUCUAGGAGAGCUGGUGGAUAAUUGAGUGUUAUGUACAGUAUAUAGGGUAAAAUUUAGCAAAUCUAAUGUAUCGAAAAUAUGUAUAUCUAACAAUUAAACUGAUUUUAUUAUUA